UUCAAUCUGCAUAAGAAACAAAACAUUAUUUUUUCUUUAAAAAGAAUCUUCAAUUGUUUGCCAUGAAAAUCCUUACUCCCUUCUUCCUCUUCUUCUUCCUUCUUCUUCUUCUUACUCCCUCCACUGCUUAUCAAAGUUCUUAUUACAUCCCAGUCGAUAACAUCGCCGUCGACUGCGGCGGCAUCUCUGCCUUCACUGACACCGGCGAUCGAAAAUGGACCGGCGACGUCGCUACUAAUUUCUCCCCAUCUGAACCACCAAACACAGUCAACAAGUCAAUGGUAAAGUCCAGUAAUUCAAACACCAACAACGACCCUCUCUACAAAACGGUACGCCUCUCUCGCUCUCCCUUCACCUACUCUUUCCCGGUCACUCCCGGCCCCAAAUUCAUCCGUCUUUACUUCCUGCCGGAAAAUUUCGACGAAUUUCAUAGAUUCGACGCCUUCUUCACUGUUCAAGCUGCUCAGUUCACUCUCCUUAAAAACUUCAGAGCCUCACUUGUCGCUGAUUUCUCCAAUAAAAGCUUCAUCGCAAGAGAAUUUUGUAUUCAUGUCCCGGGACAAGCAUCAAAAUUGAACAUUACCUUCACCCCAUCUCUGGAUUCUUAUGCCUUCGUCAACGGAAUUGAAGUGGUCUCCAUGCCGGAAAACCUCUACUACUCUCCUGUGAAACAAGGAAGGACGACGCCGGUUAUUGGAAACAAUAUCGCCCUCGAGCUUUAUCAUCGGAAAAAUCUCGGCGGUGAAGACGUCCUUCCGAGUCAAGAUUCCGGCAUGUACCGAAAUUGGGAUGGGAGUAACCUAUAUAUAACCACCAAACAAGUUAUCCCAAUACAAAAUGACUCUGUUUCUAUAAACUACACAACGACCACUCCAAACUUCACAGCUACAGAUUCAGUUUACCAGUCCGCUAUAAUUUUGGGUACGAAUCGAACUCUCAAUUCUAAACAAAAUUUUUCGUUGAAAUUGCCCGUUGAUUUCGGGUUCAAUUAUUUGGUACGACUCCAUUUUUGCCAAAUUCAUAUGGAUCGGUUCCAAGAAAAAGAGAGAAUUUUCACUGUGUUCAUCAAUAACCGAAAUAUAGCCGUUGUCGAUAUAGAUUCCGUCAAUACUCCUUUUUACAAAGAUUAUAAUGUACCAAUGGCGACUGGGAAUACUCCAUUUAUCUUACUGGAUUUACACCCCUUACCAAGUGAGAGCUUCGAUGUGAUUUUGAAUGGAUAUGAAGUGUUCAAACAGAGCAAUGGAACUAAUCUUGCUGUACCAAACCCAGUGGUCGCUCUAGCACCGGAAGUUAAACGGGUAGCCAAAAAUUCAAAUGCAACAGCGAUCAUCGCUGGCGUGUGCAGUAGCAUGGGAUUUGCCAUAUUGGUUUCAAUCGUUGGAUUUGUGGUUAUAUGGAAACAGAGUAAGAAGAAAACGAAGAAAAGGAAGAAGAAGAAGAAAACAAGAGAGGAUAAUUGGCUACCGGAACGACGGUGCCGAAUUUUCACCUUUAAAGAGAUUUGUAAAGCGACAGAUAACUUCAGUAAAGAGAGAGAGAUAAAAGUUCACAGAGGAUUAAGUGUCAUUUACAAAGGAAUUUUCGAGGAUGAAGGCGAUCUCACUGUCGCAAUCAAACGGUUGAAAGACCUCCCGGAAUCGAACGUAGGGGAACAAGAAUUCGUAAGAGAGAUUGAAGUGUUAUCAGAGAUUCGUCACUUGAACCUUGUAUCUCUCAUUGGAUAUUGCUUGGAAAACCAGGAAAUGUUUAUAGUUUACGAAUUUAUGGUAAACGGAACAUUCAGAGAUCAUCUCUACGGUACAUCAAAUUUUCUUCUGCCAUGGAGGAAGCGCCUAGAAGUCUGCAUUGGAGCGGCGUGUGGUUUAAACUACCUACACACUGGAUUCGAGCGACCCAUCAUCCACCGGGACGUCAAUACAACAAAUAUCCUUUUAGACGAAAAUUGGGUUGCAAGAGUUUCUGAUUUAGGGAUGUCGAAAUUGGGGAAAACUAACAUGGCAGUCAGCGCGGUGGUGAAAGGAACUUAUGGUUAUAUAGACCCGGAAUAUUUCAAUAAUAAGACAGUGACAGAAAAAUCUGACGUAUACUCAUUUGGGGUCAUCUUGUUGGAAGUGAUCUGUGGGAGAAAACCAUUGGAACGGCUUGCUGGUGGGGAGUGGUUCGGCCUUGUGGUAUGGGUUUUGGAAUGCUUGGAGAAUGGGAAUGUUUAUGAAAUUAUGGAUCCGAAUUUAAAAGGGAAGAUUACAUAUGAUUGUUUUAAGCAAUACUUGGAAUUGGCGAUAACAUGUAUCAACCAACAUUCAAAGCAUCGACCGAGAAUGAAGGAGGUGGAGGAGAAAUUAAGGUUGAUCUUGAAGCUGCAAGAGGAAGCAGAAGCAGAAGCAGAAGCAGAAGGGGAUAUUUCCAACGGUGAUUAGAGUUAUCCAUAGGAGCCAUUUUGGCUGAUAAAGGCAGUAGGGCAUUUCCUUUUUACAAAACACAAAAACUGCUAUUUACAUUUGUAAUGGACUUGUGUUUAUUCGCUUAUGACUGAAGAAAUGCUAAGUGAACAAAACAUUCGGAUAUGCUAUGUGGCCUAUUUGAUCAGAAGACAUAAUUUGUUUUUCAAAA
Molecule: messenger RNA, 2613 nt
Organism: Cucumis sativus (cucumber)
Lineage: Eukaryota; Viridiplantae; Streptophyta; Magnoliopsida; Cucurbitales; Cucurbitaceae
Product: receptor-like protein kinase FERONIA
Exons: 1
Coding region: 63-2420 (785 amino acids)
Biological process (GO): protein phosphorylation
Molecular function (GO): protein kinase activity; ATP binding
Source: RefSeq, a predicted model, not a curated record